Saprolegnia diclina VS20 is the source of this 2198-nucleotide messenger RNA. RefSeq lists its product as hypothetical. NCBI's taxonomy places the organism in Eukaryota, Oomycota, Saprolegniomycetes, Saprolegniales, Saprolegniaceae. The transcript has 2 exons. The record is from RefSeq and is a predicted model, not a curated record. Gene Ontology annotation, cellular component: BAT3 complex. Gene Ontology annotation, molecular function: misfolded protein binding; polyubiquitin modification-dependent protein binding. The coding region runs from base 81 to 2150 and encodes 689 amino acids.
AAAAGCGCGUCGCCGUCGGUCCGAGAUUUUCUUUCCGCUUGCACCGGGGAAGACAGCAAGAGCAGGACGACGAGCGCAGCAUGAACGACCGAUUGACGACGCAUGAAGAUGCUGGCGAAGGACCCCAGGUAGAGGGACAUGCAUCGGCGUCAACCGCCGGCAGCAUCGACCUCAACGUCAAGACCCUCGACCACCGGGUCUACCGCGUGAACCUCCUCGCGUCGUCGUCCGUGCCACAGCUCAAGCGCAAGAUUGAGGACGAGACAGGCGUCGUCUCGGACCGCCAGCGCCUCAUCUUCCGUGGGAAGGUCCUCAAAAACGAGCGCGAUCUGGCGUUCUAUGCGCUUGAAGAUGGACACACGUUGCACCUCGUGAUCCGGCCUUUGGACGCAGACCAAGCAUCGGCCACGCCCGAGCAAGCACCACAGCGUGCACCGACGCCAUCGCCGACCGCAAGCAGCACCUCGUCGACGAACGACGAGCCGGACCCGUCGUUGCUCAACCCAUCGGCAAACACUGGUGGUUUGCCGAUGAACCGCGUGCUCAUGGGUGCAACGAUCACGCUUCCGGAGGGCCAGCGGGGCAUGCCCUUCUUGCAGUCGAUCCUCUCCAACAUCAUGAGCACAGUGCAAGGACUGCAGGACGAGAACGGCGAGGUGCCACAACAGGAACCGGCGCAUGCCCCGCAAGAAGCCCCGCGGGCGCGCGGGCGCCCUGCGAGUGCUUCAACCCUCGAGCGGGUCGUCCGACGUGCAUCGAGCAACCGCUCCCGCGCCAGCCGCCUCGAAAGCACGCUGCGUACGAUCUCGCAGUACUUGGACAACGCAGAAACCGCCUUUCCGACGAGCGUGACCGACGCCACGAACAUGCCGGCGCUGAACGACGCCGACUUUGAGACGCUUCGAGACCAACUUGCUUCGUACGUGGCGCUGCUCCAGCGCUUCCAGCCGCAACUGGCGCACAUCCCGACCACGUUGCAGCAGCUUCAUGCGCUCCGUGAGGACCGCGCGGCUCAAGGCCCGUUGGUGGUGCCGUUCGUGCGUGCGAUCGAGACGCUCCAAGCGUUUGGCGAUCUCUGCAAGCUGCUUGCGCUCAUGAGCCGUCGCCUCUUUCUGCGCUUCCACAGCACGGACGCCUUCAACCCAACGUCGGCCGACCAGCCCAGCGCUCCCGAAGCGCCGGCACCGCCAAACGAGAACGCGCCGACCGACGAGACGCGGGCGCAGCGCAUGUCGCAGCUGUACUCGAUCAUGAUGAACCAACUCGGCGGCGGUUCGGCCGCCACGGGCGAUGCCAAUGGUAGCAACAACGGCCCGAGCAUUGUGCAGGCGCAGAUCCCGCUACCGGCCGGGCUCCUUCAGCAGCUUCGCGAGAGCCUCCCCGAAGGCGCCGACCACGACCAUUUCGAAUUUGAAGCAACAAUUCCGAUUUGGCAAGUCAUCCCGAUGCUCCAGCCGACUCCGACCGCGGCCCCGCAAGAGGCCGCUGCCGCCCCUCCUGCUGCUGUCGCUGCGCCACCAACGUCGCCGCAGUGGGACUUUGAGGGCUUUGCGCAGUUUCUCAUGGUCGAGGUGCCGGCGUACGAGCUCUACGGCCUUUUGAGCGGCCAGCGCGCGAGCCUUCAAGCCAUCCUCCGCCGCAUUGGUGCGCGCAUGUUGGAAGGCCCCGAGAUGCCGCCGAUGGCGCCGGGCAGCAACCGUGAGUGGUCGACUCGCUUUAUCAACGCACUUCGGGAUGCGGUCGGGCGCGGCCCGCGGUUCCCGUCGCCCGUCUUCCGCACGAACGUGCUCUCGGAGCUCGUCGAGCGAGUCUCGCCGUUCAUCCCGGAGCUCAUCCACCUCUGCAUUCGUGCGACGACGGUCACCACGUCGCAUACGCACGCGUCGGCCGUCGCGUUUAUGGACACGGUGGUCGACUUUCUCGGGCACAUGGCGCGCCAGUUUGUGACAGACCUGCGCUCGUUGCUCGUGGAUGCAACAACGCCGACGGCGACGGCCCUCGAGCGCGUCCUCAACCACUGCGGUGUCCACGGUCCAUUUGCCGCCUUUGCGGUCGACGCGUUUUUGAAUUGGCCCGCGGUCGGUGCGUCGCGCCGCCGCCCGGCCGAGACGCCGUCGGCGCCAGAUGCCAAGCGGCCGCGCCGUGCGUAGGCGACAUUGGUAUUUUAUAAUAAUUUAUCUUUUCGAGAUGCAACGCGC